Sclerotinia sclerotiorum 1980 UF-70 is the source of this 1170-nucleotide messenger RNA. RefSeq lists its product as hypothetical. The transcript is spliced from 2 exons. The record is from RefSeq and is a predicted model, not a curated record. Lineage: Eukaryota; Fungi; Ascomycota; Leotiomycetes; Helotiales; Sclerotiniaceae. The coding region runs from base 1 to 1170 and encodes 389 amino acids. Gene Ontology annotation, biological process: glucan catabolic process. Gene Ontology annotation, molecular function: hydrolase activity, hydrolyzing O-glycosyl compounds.
AUGCGUUUCGCAAACUUCAUUUUGGCCGGUGGCCUCGCAACAUCCGCUUUCGCAGCUCCGGUAGCUGUUGUUGACGAUGAGAGCUGCGAUGCCGAUCCAACUCCCUCUGUUGCCGCCUCUUCAAUUGCACCAUCAAGCACCCCAGCUGUUGCUCCAACUUCGGUUGCUUCAACAAGCAGCGCUGCUGUUUCCAAGGCUGCUGUCGCUUCUCAUCCUGCUGCACCAUCCAGCGCUGCUACUUCUGGAAAGUUGCAAUGGAUCGGAGCUAGCGAGUCUGGAGCCGAAUUUGGACAGGGAAACCUCCCAGGUGUAGUAGGAACCGAUUACACCUUCCCAAACACUUCUGCUAUCCAAAUUUUGAUCGAUGGUGGCAUGAACAUUUUCCGUCUUCCAUUCCUCUUUGAGCGUAUGGCCCAAGGCAGCUUAACCGCUACCCUUGAUGCCACUUAUCUUGCUAGCUACAAGGAAGUCGUCGAUUACAUUACCGCCGCCGGUGCCAGCGCAGUCUUGGACGCUCAUAACUUUGGACGUUACAACGGUAACAUUAUCACCUCCACCUCCGACUUUGGAAGCUUCUGGAGCAAGCUCGCCGCUGUGUUUGCCACAAACGACAAAGUCAUCUUUGACUGCAACAACGAGUUCCACGACGAACCUACCGCUACUAUCUACGCUGAGCUCAACCAAGCAUGCGUUACUGCUGUUCGUGGCGCUGGCGCAACCUCCCAAUACAUCUUUGUUGAGGGAACUUCGUACACUGGUGCAUGGACCUGGACUUCAUCUGGAAACGCCGUUUCCAUGUUGAACAUCACUGAUCCAGAAGACAAGCUUAUCUAUGAAUUCCAUCAAUACCUCGACUCCGAUGGAUCCGGAACCUCCGCCACCUGUGUGAGCAGCACCAUUGGUGCUGAGCGCAUCGCUGAUGCCACUGCCUGGCUCAAGGCCAACAACAAGAAGGGUGUCCUCGGAGAAUUUGCCGGUGGUGUUAACGCUGACUGUGAAUCUGCUAUCUCUGGUAUGUUGGAUGCUAUGGCUGCCGAUAACGAGUACUGGUUGGGUGCUUUGUGGUGGGGUGCUGGUCCAUGGUGGGGUGAUUACAUCUACUCUUUCGAGCCACCUACCGGUGUUGCUUACGUUGAAUACUUCAAGACCCUUGUCGGCUAUGUAGCAUAA